Heterotrigona itama is the source of this 2148-nucleotide messenger RNA. NCBI's taxonomy places the organism in Eukaryota, Metazoa, Arthropoda, Insecta, Hymenoptera, Apidae. The record is from the annotation of a GenBank genome assembly.
AUGAAUGUAUUCCGAAUUUUGACACCGUGUGUAUUGCAACGUAGACGACCAAAGGAGGUUGAUAAUUCCGAUAAAAGGGAUUGCUGGUUCGUGAAAAGACGGCGUGGAGAUGCUUCCUACAUGAUACAUAGAAUGGGUGCUUCUGCAUCGUCAAGCAUUACCAGUGUAGGUGGAGAUUCGGUCCAAGCAGCUAGACUUUCAUCCUCUGGUAAUCCACCUGAUCAACAUGGCAUUGCUAUCAGGGAGAAGAAGAAGAAAAUGACGGGGUUCGCGACGUUACGGAAGAAAUUCAUUCGAAGACGUCGGUCUUCAAAGGCCUGCGACCAUGGCAGGAUAAUCCGAGAUUUGGUCUCAACAUGGAGCCAUUUAGAGGCAACGGCGCUUUUGGAGGAGUACGAGGCGUUGGCUGCAUUAAAGGAUCUCCAUGUCCAAGCCGAAUUAGCCAGACCGCCGGCCGCCACGUACAAACAGGAUUUGUCGAUGUUGUACGACUAUAAACAUUGUUCUGAUGUGGAUCUCGUCUACCGAGGAGCCUGCUUCCCCGUUCACAGAGCCCUGUUGUCAGCCCGUUGUUCCUACUUUAGGGAUUUGCUGGCUGGAUGUCCGGUACAAAUGUUUUCGGCAUUGCUGCGAUAUCUCUACACUGGUGAUAUUUGUCCACACGAUGCAGCCCUGGAAGCGAAUCUGUUGCGGCGACUGAGCGAAGAAUUCGGCACGCCAAAUCCGCUGGAACACGAUCUCAGAUAUCUGUUGGAUACUGGUGAUUACGCGGACGCCGCGUUAGUGUUCACGUCGGACAGUGAUUACCAGAGACCAGAUAGUGGAAGUUCAGAAUAUGGAUUCCGGCCAAAGUUAGAACUGCCAUGUCACAAAGCGAUACUUUCUGCGAGAUCUCCGUUCUUCAGGAAUUUAAUACAAAGACGGACUAGAUCUGGUGAAGAUCACACAGAAAGAGCGCUUCAUAUACCCACUAGAAUAGUUUUGGAUGAGAGUGUAAUACCGAAACGAUAUGCCAGAGUAUUGUUACAUGCAGUGUAUUUAGAUACAGUUGAUUUAUCGUUAAUUAUGAGAGGUAAUGGUUGCGGGAACAGCGCUGGUAGUCUCGGAGAGGUACAGGCUCUUACUCAUACUGGACGUGUUCGACCAAGCCCCUUAGAAGAAGCAAUGGAAUUGUACCAAAUCGGCCGAUUUUUGGAGCUAGAUAUAUUAUCACAGGGUUGUGAAGAUCUUAUUUUAGAAUACCUUACACUGGAAUCGCUUCCAACCGUUUUGAAGUGGGGCAGUCAACCUCACGGAUCGGCAUGGGUACAUAGACAAGCGUUACAUUAUUUAAGGGAAGAAUUCCAGCCAGUCGCUUCGUCUUCUAUUCUCCACCAACUGGAUCACGCGCAUUUAGCCAAUGUCUUGCAAAGCCAUUUCUUGCAAGCGAGUGAACUUGAAAUACUGCAGGCGGUACUCAAGUGGGGGGAACAAGAAUUGGUGCGUCGUAUGGAGGAUCGGGAACCAAAUUUGCUCAGUCAUACGGUGCACUCCGUGACAAGAAAGGGGUUGAAGAAGAGGGAUCUAAGCGACAUAGAGUUACGAGAGAUACUUAGCGAACUUUUACCACUUGUCAGAAUGGAUCACAUAUUACCUCCAAAUAGUGAAGCGCUGGCUCAAGCUAUUAGAAGAGGAUUAGUAUCAACUCCACCGAGUCAUAUGAUAGGGGAUGAGAGGGAAAAUUUACGGAUGAAUGCAUGGAUAAGGGGAGGGAAGAAAAAUGGAUUUUUUGUAAGGCCACGCCUGUUUAUGCCUUAUUACGAAGAAAUAAAGUCUUUAGUUGAGGAACAAAUGGUCCAAGAAGCAGAUUUAGUGAGAUUACGAAGGCCACGAUAUGUGGCCGAUAUUCCCGAUGCCUUGUACAUGGUUGAUGAGAAACCAAGACCAAUAGGUACAGCCGGCGUGGAUGUUCUAGCUGCGGCGUUUCCAGUUCCAGAUUCCGCGACCUUGGCAGCUAUGAUGAAGCGAGAGCAGAAAUUGAGGCAGUCUCCUAGUUGUCAGAGAGCUAUCAGUUUGCCGCUCUCGUCGCGACACGAAAUUAAUAGGCAAGUGCGAUUACGUGUUGUGAGAGAGUUCAACUUACCUGACACGGUAGCGGAUCUGCUGGAA